AUGCUGCUCAGAGGAUUACGAGCCUGUGCUGAACGUGCCUCGAAGUCGCGCACGACAAACUUAGAUCGAAUUUCGAAGACCACCAAGGAAUUGUUAGGAAGAAGAAGGGCUUUGAGGCUUGAUCCGAAUGCAUCGCACAUUGAGCGGUUAGUAGCAAACACUAGCUGCAGAAAAGCGUUGCAGGAGGAUCUUUUAAAGUACAGGCAGAAGAAGAUUCUAGAAGCAGCACAAAGAAGAACGUGUCUAAAGAAGUGCCGCAGGGAUCUCCGCGAAUAUAAAAUUCCGCUAGCAACCUUGCUGAGCGAAGACGGGACUCGCACGUCUUCUCGUCGUGAGAUGGAAAUCAUUACGGAGAGGUUCUACUCAAACCUUUUCCGUUCAUCAGCUCCCGUGUCAAGCCCAAUCAUCCCCACUGGCGAAGCUCCACCACGGAUUCUCCCUUCGGAAGUACGAGUCGCUAUCAAGAGCAUGAAACCUGGCACAGCCCCCGGACCUGAUUUUAUAUCAGCAGACUUUCUUCGGGCUGGUGGCCAUCCGCUUCAUGUAAUCUUAGCAGCGCACAUGACAUCCUAUCUUCAGAAAGAAAGGAUCCCAGACCAGUGGAAGACCUCGCAAACCGUUCUUAUCCAUAAGAAAGGUGACCGAGAGGACCUCCGAAACUACCGUCCGAUAUGCUUGCUGAGCGUGUUGUACAAAAUAUUUACCAAGAUCAUCCUCACACGCAUAUCUAGGACGCUGGAUGAAGCCCAGCCUCAAGAACAAGCUGGAUUCCGCCAAGGGUUCAGCUGCUUGGACCACAUCCAGACCGUGUCGAGGGUCAUAGAGGUUUGCCGGGAAUACCGCCUGCCCCUUGUUCUAACCUUCGUCGACUAUGAGAAAGCCUUUGACAGCGUAGAAACGAAUGCAGUACUGUCAGCGCUGGUCGAUCAAGGUCUGGACGCGUCGUAUGUGAGGACAUUAGCCAAUUGCUAUGAACGAUGCACGACUAGGAUACAGCUUUUCCACCGCCCUCUCACCAUACCCAUUGGAAAGGGGGUACGACAAGGCGAUACUAUAUCGCCGAAGAUGUUCACGGCUGCAUUGCAAUGGAUAAUGAAAUCACUAUCCUGGGAAGAAAGGGGCAUACGUGUUGAUGGAAGAUUUCUCUCGAACCUUCGUUUCGCGGACGACAUCGUUCUCUUUUCGAGCAGUACCAAUGAAGCAGAAACGAUGCUCAACGAAUUGAACGAAGCAGGGAAGAGAAUAGGACUACGAAUAAACAGAAAGAAGGCACAGUUCAUGAAGAACGCCCACUGCGAGGACGGAGGAGUACAACUUGAAGGCUCCCAAAUCGUGGAAACUCCGUCAUACGUAUACCUCGGACGUUCUAUGAACAUGGAAAACGACUUGAAGGAAGAACUGAAUAGAAGAAUGAGAGCAGCAUGGGCAGCAAUCGCAGCCGUCAGGGAAUCUACGGGCCAACUGACGGACCAAGAUCUCCGUGCCCAUCUGUUCGACUCGACAGUCCUUCCAGCGCUCUGUUACGCAGCGGAGACACCGCGGCCACGUCUAGGAAGCUACUUACUACCCACAAAGCCCUCGAGAGAUGUCUCCUGA
Molecule: messenger RNA, 1596 nt
Organism: Necator americanus (New World hookworm)
Lineage: Eukaryota; Metazoa; Nematoda; Chromadorea; Rhabditida; Ancylostomatidae
Exons: 1
Coding region: 1-1596 (531 amino acids)
Source: RefSeq, a predicted model, not a curated record